This is a messenger RNA of Pelmatolapia mariae (spotted tilapia), 2918 nucleotides long. RefSeq lists its product as uncharacterized. The transcript is spliced from 9 exons. Gene Ontology annotation, molecular function: protein binding. Bases 1682 to 2770 code for a protein of 362 amino acids. The record is from RefSeq and is a predicted model, not a curated record. NCBI's taxonomy places the organism in Eukaryota, Metazoa, Chordata, Actinopteri, Cichliformes, Cichlidae.
UAAUUUAAUAAAUCAUAUAAAUAGUUUUUUUUCCUGAAAUGUAUGUAUAAUGCAAACACGGCCAGGUUUAUUAAUCAGGGCAAAUUACAUUUUAAAAAAGUGUUGAGGGAUAAAAUGCAAUUUACUUACUAAUGAUGCGCAAAUUCGUGAUACAUUUUAUUUCUGUAUUGAAAAACACAAUAACCAAAAGCAGCACAGAUGGCUUUCAAAGUUGAGAAUGCGGGCACAUCUUUGUUGCUUGAAGUCUGACAGACCUAAUAUGUGUGUAGUUUUCAUGCCCUAAGCAAAUGUGGAAGAGUAGACCAAGGAGAGGUUAGAGAAGGGUCCAUAAAUUUUUGGACAGUGACACAUACUUUGUAGUCUUUCCCUAAGGACAGUGCAACAGUUUCUUUUUUUUAUGGAUUUACUGGAUAGGUAAAGUGAAGACUGACAGGAGAGCGGAGGGCCACGUUUCAGACUUGAACCCAGGCCGUCGGCUCUCAGCUGUACAGCAUAUGCUCGCCUGCUAAACGAAUAUUCUGUAAAAUGUUUGGCUAGCAAUUGUAGUCUAGUAGAACAGUGAUGUGCUGCGGUUCUGAAAAAAAUACAAAAUUUUAGGAUUUCAUUUAAGAUUUGAUUAAAGAUUUUUUUUGGUGCAAGUGAUGCUUAUGUGAAAAAACAAGUUUAUAAAGCCACGCUUGGCUUCAUGAAGUCAGACUCCUUCUAGUUUAGCUGGAUGUUUCAGGAGCUCGAGUUUCCUUUCAAAUAAAACCAGUUUUUCCUCACAUGCCAAAUAAAUUAACACAAGUUGAGAAAAUUGUCUCACUUCUGCUAUGUGCGCUUGUGCAGUAUUUCCCUAAAAACAACUAUUGUUGCCAUGUGAGGUUAAAAUGGGCCGAAACCAUAAACUGUGGGUGGACCCAGUAAUCAUUACAUAACCCACUGUGUUAGCCAAAUGUCCAGCUGUGAUGCCUCUGUCUUCAUACUGGACUCGAGUUCUGGGUCCGACUGAGAAACCGAGGGACACUGUGUGCCCAUACCCUGCUCUCUCGUCUUUCUUGACUCUAAUGGGGACAAAGUGAACAUUAUGUUGGACUGAGUAAGACUAAACUAGUAAUUAAAUCUAUUAGCUCAUUAAGAAAGUGUUUGCAGAAGUCACAGGGAGCUGAAGGGUCAUUUUCCCUUAGAUGUCUCUAUAACUAGAUUUCUCUUCAUGACUGGAGGAGUCGCCUCCUGCUGAUCUUUAGAAGGAAUGCAGGUUUAAGGCACCUUUGCUUCUUUAAUAUGCACCUUAGUGAAUCAUGCUGCAUGACUGAUUUAAAUGCUGAAGGGAUCAAUAAGGAGAAAAACUGUGUAAAUGUAGUUGUAUCACUAGCUUCUUUACCUGUAGUAAACUUAUUUUUUUUCACCAAAUCAAGGCUUGCACCCAAAAUCAUAAAUUUGGUGUGUUUUGGGGGAGAAUAACAGAAUUUCCUGUUGAUUUGUCAGUGUAAAGGUGUACUGAUUCAGUGCUGAAACAAGGAAAUCACAGUCAUAAAACACACCUGCUCGAACUAUCCACUGUGUUUGUGCUUGUGUUUGAAUGUGAGACCCAGAACAACAAUGUUUGUGUCUUUUGUUUGUGCAGACAUGCAUGUUCUUGUUUGGUGGACUUAUUUUUAUGUGCUGACUGCCUAACAAUGUGGCAGUUUUGCAUGUAGCCAUGUUUCAAGAACGUCUCACCUUCAUCUUUCACUUGAUUUCUUUGUUUUUUUUUCCCUCAAAUUACUUCCUCCUUCCCUUCUCUCCCUUAUGUCUCUGUAUGCCUGACUUUCUGCCUCUGUUUGGGACGGAUGGACCAUUCUUCCCAUUAUCUUCCACCCAGGAUUCUCUGAAGGGUCGCCACAUCCACCUCUCUCCACAGAUAGGCAAGGCAAGGCGAGUAACCAUGACUGCAACUGGUCUCGUAAAAAACCAGCUGAUCCUCAAAGAGGAAUACGAUGAGAAUUAUAUACCCUCUGAACAAGAGAUCCAAGAGUAUGCAAGAGAGAUUGGCAUUGACCCCGACAAUGAGCCUGAGCUGCUGUGGCUGGCAAGGGAGGGCAUCGUCGCCCCUUUGCCUCCUGAGUGGAAGACUUGCCAGGAUGUGACAGGGGACAUCUGCUACGUCAACCUCUCCACGGGUCAGUCCACCUGGGAUCACCCCUGUGACAAGCUCUACCGACGCCUGGUGGCCCAGGAGCGUGAGCGAGCUCAGCUCACAGCCACAGCUGGGGGCGCAGGAGCCAAGAAAGACAAGAAAGAGAAGAAAGAGAAGAAGAAGAAGGAACCACUCAAAACUCCUGGGGAUUCUCUGAAGGGUCGCCACAUCCACCUCUCUCCACAGAUAGGCAAGGCAAGGCGAGUAACCAUGACUGCAACUGCUCUCGUAAAAAACCAGCUGAUCCUCAAAGAGGAAUACGAUGAGAAUUAUAUACCCUCUGAACAAGAGAUCCAAGAGUAUGCAAGAGAGAUUGGCAUUGACCCCGACAAUGAGCCUGAGCUGCUGUGGCUGGCAAGGGAGGGCAUCGUCGCCCCUUUGCCUCCUGAGUGGAAGCCUUGCCAGGAUGUGACAGCGGGCGUCUACUACUUCAACUUCUCCACGGGUCAGUCCACCUGGGAUCACCCCUGUGAUGAGCACUACAGACGCCUGGUGGCCCAGGAGCGUGAGCGAGCUCAGCUCACAGCCACAGCUGGGGGCGCAGGAGCCAAGAAAGACAAGAAAGAGAAGAAAGAAAAGAAGGAGAAGAAAGAAAAGAAAGAGAAGAAAUAAAAGAAAGAGAAGAAGAAGCAGGGACGACUCAGAACUCCUUGGGUUCUCCAUUUUAUUCCACGAUGAUGAUGGAUGCCUGCACAGUGUGAAUAUAACAUUAUUAUCCUGUGCGGUCAGUUGCUGCUGAUGACUCUCAGGCCUUCCACCU